CUGUCCAUCAAGAGGUGCUUCAGCGGAGUCAUGGCCGGCUCACAGAGAGCCAAUCAGCAUCCACGCCUCUGUUUCAUCAUCUGUGUCUCAACUAUCUUACUACUGAUCCUCUGCAGCCAAGCUUUAAGAGACAGACGGCAGCAAGAGAGACACAGAAGAGACGAGCUGGACUCCACAGAGAUCCCAGCAGAGCACAUCGACCCGGCUGCCAUCGACCUCACUCCUCUGGUCAAUACUUUAAUAAAUACAAGCCAAUCGGGCUCCCGGCAGCUCUUCUCCCUCCUCAGUGUGACGUCCUACAGCUCUCUGGCUCUGCAUAAACUCACCCUGUUGGUCUACAACAUUUCCAGCAUCAGAAGUAUAGAAAGCAACAAGUUCAGGAGGAGAUUCUGCUACUGUGUCACAAAUGAGACCAACGAUCUAACAGACUUUACCGCAAUACUGUUGGACGUGAUGGGAAACUCAACAAGUUACCUUCACGAGCUCUUUAAAUCUGCUUCCAUAUUAUCAGUAAGCCAGAGGAACAACUCUGACUGUAUUUACAUCUGUGUGAUGGCUGGCAAAAUGGGCAGAGAGGUGCCAGAGCUGUGGGAGGUCGGCGCCAUCACACCGCUCUUCAACCAGACCAUCGUCGAAGGACCUCACAGAGUAGCUAAUGUCUCCUCCUUCAGACUUCCUGUCGAAUGGCACCAACUGCCCACGAAUCUGAGUCACAUCUCUCCAUCUGGGAUGAGCUCCAUGUUAACCAGCAGAGUCCAUUCUACCGCACAUGUUUCGCCACCAACUAUGGAUGAAACAGCAGCUACAACAGCCAAGAUCACCACUGCCCUACCGCCAGCAACAUCUCCACAGCCUGCAACCAUCACGCCACAAAGACAUACUACAACGCAAAGACUGGGGACGACGCAGAGAGUAACAACAGAAGAAAUGACGACAGCUACAAAAAAAACAACAAGUUCACAAUCAAUCAUCUCAAUGCAGCCAACCACCAUCCUGCAGGUCACCACUGCAUCAACGACAACUGAACCAGCUCAAACAAAGAGCUCCGCCAACCACGGACAGUGCUCGAUCAACUACAUUAAGAGCUCCACCAACCACAGAAAGAGCUCCACCAACCACAGAAAGAGCUCAAUCAACCACAGUAGGAGCUCCACCAACCACAGAAAGAGCUCCGCCAACCACAGAAAGAGCUCCGCCAACCACAGAAAGAGCUCCACCAACCACAGAAAGAGCUCGAUCAACCACAGUAGGAGCUCCACCAACCACAGAAAGAGCUCCACCAACCACAGAAAGAGCUCCACCAACCACAGAAAGAGCUCCACCAACCACAGAAAGAGCCCCACCAACCACAGAAAGAGCCCCACCAACCACAGAAAGAGCUCCACCAACCACAGAAAGAGCCCCGCCAACCACAGAAAGAUCUCCGCCAACCACAGAAAGAGCUCAGCCAACCACAGUAAGAGCACCGUCAACCACAUUGGCAGCUCGACCAACCACGCGGGACCUACUGUGCCGAGAAGGACUACAGUGCCUCUUAGCAGGAGAACUACAACAUCCAGCAUGUCUGAGGAAACAGAAAAAGCAGGUUGUCCUUGGAGGAGGCCGGAGCUGCCCGACGCCUCGCUCUCCGCCAGCAUGACCACGGUCAGCGCUCACAAGCUGCAGCCCUGCGUCCUGGAGCUCUGCAAGUUCUUCUCCCAGUGCCUCUGCAGACCGUUCAGCCACAAGACACGCAUGAAAAGGUACUGUGACGACAGCCACCUCUGGUACGAAAAACACACGUCUGAGGUGUGUCGGCGCGUCAGGAGGGUCUCCUUCUCCAGAAAUCUCAAACAGAGAUGCCUGACAAAGAUGUGCAGUAAACUAUGACCAAAGUGAGGCAGAGAGAAACAAAGAGCUGUUCAUCAUCAUCACAGGAAGUGACUGAAACUACAAACGCCUACAGCUGAGUAAACUUCUGGAACAUCUGGAGGAUGUGUGGAAACACAAUCUGGUGAUUUUUCUGACUCUGGAUGGAAUUUCAAAUUUUUCACGCCACAAGUUUUCACAUGACUUUUUACAUAUCUGCCAUAUUUUUGGUAUUUAUCACCAUAAUCUACGUGGUGGUGUGAUUUAGUGUUCGGUAUGG
Messenger RNA from Centropristis striata (black sea bass), 2128 nucleotides. RefSeq names its product HERV-H LTR-associating protein 1. The transcript has 17 exons. The record is from RefSeq and is a predicted model, not a curated record. Lineage: Eukaryota; Metazoa; Chordata; Actinopteri; Perciformes; Serranidae. The coding region runs from base 31 to 1869 and encodes 612 amino acids.